GCUAUGGUGUGCGCACGCAAUCCACGCAGCAUGGCCGGAGGAGAGAGUAACAUGGGGGAGGUAGAGACUGAACCGAUUCGUCCCAAAGUUACCGAUGCUAAGGGUAUCUUGAAGCAGAACAGAGAGUUUCUCGAUUUCUUCUGGGACAUCGCCAAACCCGAGCAGGAAACCCGUCUCCAAGCUAUAGAAAAUCUCGUCCAGUAUCUGAAAAACAGCGAGAAGGAGGAUGAGUUGAGGUACACUCUGAAGAGAUUGGUGGAAGGACUGGCAGCCACAAGGGAAACUGCACGCCCUGGAUUCAGCUUGGCCCUGGCACAGGUCCUGCAGGUGUUUGAAGACGUCCCACUGCAGUCUGUGCUGGACCAGAUAAAGGAAAAACACGACCCACAGAAAGUGAAGAAGAAGCUUGUGCGGAAUGCUGCGUUUGGAAACUUCUUCGGUGUCCUGUCCCUCUCCCAGUCGGGGCGCCUCACGAAGGAGCCCGGGGUGGUGCUGGAGUCAGUUCAGCUGCUGCAGAGUCUUGCCCAGUUCAGGGAGCACCUCAAGGACCUGCCCCGGAAGACCAUGGUGGACAUCUUGUCAGAGACUCCAGAGGCAGUGUUUGAAGAGGUCCUGUUGGGGGCGCUGAAGAGCGACCUCUCCUCUGCGUUCAGCACCCCUGAGCAGCUGCACCUGCUGCUUGUGGCGAUACAAAGGUUCCCGGGCGUGCUGAAACCCAAGAAACUGAAAAACCUGCUGGGAGCUUCCAGCGUCGUCACAGCAGACAACAUCCCCAAGCUAGUAGAAGUGCUGAAAACCGCAGCGAAGUCUGUGAAGAAAGACCGCACCAUGCCUCCUGUUGGCCUGGAUCUGCUGAAAGUGGCUCUGAAGGAAAACUCCUUUGACCUGUUCUGGAAAGAAGCUGUCAUUAACGGGCUCUUAAAAGACCAGCUAGGACCGAGCAGCUACAUGUGUUAUCGGCUCCUGGGCAGCGCUCUUCCUCUGCUUUCCAUCAACCAGCUUAAGUGCGUUCUGGGUGGGGAGGUGAUGAAACACUAUGGAGAACAUGUGGUGACAGCUCAGCUCCCUGAUCGGUUCAAGUUUGCCCCGGAGAUGGAGAGCUAUGUGGACUCAUUCCUUGAGGGCUGCCCCGACCCAGAGAAGCAGUUUGCAGUGAUGGUGGCCUUUUCCAGCCUCACCAACCAGGGCUACCCGGUGGUGCCCAGCUACUGGAAGGUGGUGCGGCACCUGCAGCUGCCCGUGCUGCUGCGGUACGUGGACUGGCUCAAGGACAUGUUCUCCAACCCCCAGCUGGACACCUGCAUGGACUUCAGCACCAAGCGGCAGCAGCAGAACCAGGAGAAGGGAGACAGGACCCAGCACUGUGUGUUCCGCCUGCGCAAGUGGAUCGUGCCGCGUCUCAUCUCCAUUGUGGAGAACCCCCUUGUCAAGAAGGAGGAGGACCUGGUCAUGGAUAUUGCAAGGUUUGUUUUUUUUCACGCUUUCUUCAAAGUCGUGAAGCCCACCCCGGUGAUCCCGGAGACGGAGAGCUCCCUGGCAGUGCCUUUGGACGAGCAGACCCGCAGCUUCAUCGCAAACUCCUUCUUUGGGCUCCUCCAGCACCUGAACCACCUCCCCCUGAUGGGCGACUCCCCCGAGGUGGCUGUCCUCAACGAGAGGCACGUCCAGGGCGUCACUGCCGACGGCACCCUGUGGAUCUUCUGCAUCGUCCAGUACGCCAGCGUCCUGCUGAGCCAGAACAAACACGUCCAAGCUGCCAAACCCUUCACCGAGGAGCAGAGGGAGGCCUGGGACAGGAUGUUGCAUUCAGUGGAAGCUCUUCAUAAAAAAGCAAAGAAAUCCCAGAACAUGGAGACUGUAGCCUUCCAGCAGCUCUUCCUGCUUGUGGGCAUCCAUCUGUUCAAGACUCCGGAAGAAAGUGUGGAACUGAUAAACGAUCUGCAGAACUGCCUGCAGAAUGCCCAGGAGAAGGAAUCAAAAAAGAAAAAGGCAACAGCCUCGUCGGAAGACAGCGAGGAGCCCCAGUGGGUGGAGGUGGUGGUGGAGAUCCUCCUCACCCUGCUGUCCCAGCCCAGCCGCCUCAUGAGGCAGGUCUCCAAGACUGUCUUCGGGAGGAUGUGUCCACACGUCACCCAGAGGGCCCUCCAGAUCAUCCUGGAUGUUCUGGACCCUGCGAAGGAUGAAGAGGAGAGUGCUGUGGUGGUGACGGACGAGAAAGACUCCAGGAAACGCAAGAAAGAGAAGAAGCCUGUGGACAGUGAGGAGGAGGAGGGAGAGGAGAGCGACUCCUCCGAGGAAGACUCUGACAGCUCUGACGAGGAUGACGAGGAAGAGGCUGGAGGAGAGGAGGAAGAGGAGGAGAAAGAGAAAGUGAAUGACAAUUUCCGCUUGGAGCUGAUGAAGGUCCUGCAGGGGAAGAAUGCUCUGGACACAGAAGGGGCUGAGAGCGACGAGGAGGAGCUGGACGACGACACAAUGAUGGAGCUCGACCAGAACAUCUCAGCCCUCUUCUCCGAGCAGAAGAAGCGCAUCCAGGCCAAGAAGGACGAGAAGGAGAGCAUGCGCAAAGAGAAAGUGCUUGUGAGGGAUUUCAAAAUCAAGGUGCUGGAUCUGAUCGAGGUGUUCCUGUCGAAGCAGGCGGAGAGCCCGCUGGUGUUCGGGAUCAUCGAGCCCCUUCUGGGCGUCAUCGAGGGCAGCAUGGGCUCAGAGUCCAGCCAGCAGGAGCAGGACUUCCUCCGCAAGACUGCUGACAUCUUCAGGAAUCAGCUGUGCAAGGCCAAACGCUACUGCAGGAACGUGUCUGACAGGAAGGGCGAGCUUCACGAGCUGAUGGAAAGGCUGCUGACGAGAGCUCGGAAGCAGGCAGACUCCUCCGUGUCUCUCUACUAUUUCAGCGCUGCCCUCUACCUGGUGAGAGUGCUGAAAGGAAAUGCAUCCGACGCGCCUGCAGCAACUCCUGCGGGCAAAUCAAAGAAACAGAAGAAAGUGGCGGCAGAAACCUCCCCGACAGAUCAGUCCAUGUGUGUCGGGAGCCUGGAUAAGGAGAGGGUGACGGCUCUGUUCCAGGCAGCCCUGACAGAUUUCAUGACCAGGAGGAAGAGCUCUCUCUCGGGAGCCAUGUUCGUCGACCUCUUCAGUCGCUUCCCGAUCUUGUGUGUCCAGCUGUUGGAGAGUGCAGUCAGAUACAUCACGGGAGGAGUAAGACAACAUCAGCAGGGCCAGGCCUGUGCUCUAGUACAGAAAGCUCUGCAGAUGCGUGAAGUCCGACAGUCGAUGACAGACACGGAGUGGACAGAGCUGAUUGGACGAGCUGUUGGUCAGGUGACGGAGUGUCUCAAGACCGUGACGGGAUUCAAAGUGAAGGUGGACCAGGAGAAGGUGAUCCAGUGCUUGGGUCUGACCAGAUUCCUCAUCAGAACAGCUCAGCAGCAGAAACUGGCGGUCAGUGUGACGGAGCUGGGGCCAGUGCUGGAGUCCCUGAGCCAGCUGGAGGGCUUCCGCAAGUCAGGCCAUGUGGAUGACACCUACUGGAGUGUGAUGAAGCUGCUGGGCUUCUCAAAACCAAAGAAGGAAAAGGUGAAGAAGCCAGCUGCUGAGGAGCAGCAAACAGCCCCCAAGAAGAAGAAAAAGGGGUUCCUGCCGGAGACGAAGAAACGCAAAAACCGCAAGAAGAUGCUGGUGGAAGAAGGGAAGCCGUCGGAGCCGGGACAGGGGGCCGUCGAGGAGGGAAAGCAAGGCAAGAACAACAAAAAUAAGAACAAGCGAAAACAGCCCGAGGCAGGAGUGGGAGACAGCAACUGGCCUGCAAAGAAGGGCAAGUUUCAAUCUGGUAACAAGCCAAAGAACAAGAAAGGGAAGCAGCAGAGAGGAGGAGGCGCACAGUGAAGGCGCGCGAAACAGGAACUGGUGGGAUGUAGUCAGUCAGGGUAACACUGGAGAAUAGGGCGGACCUUGAUGCUGUUUAGAGACAGGCCCAGGUGAUAAUGAAAACAACAUUGCCCUGUUUCAAUACAAUGAAGCUGAUUUGCUAAUUACAUCUUUUAUUCAAUACAAAGCCAUCCUUUUUUUUUUUUGUCAAAACACAACUGGUCAGAACGACAAAGAGUUAGCAGUGGGGCUUGGGUAGAUUGUAGCUUUGUUUUCACAACAGAACAAACUGAUAAAUGCAGCCCACUGUAUUCGUUUCAAAUGUAAAAUGUUCUUCACAUGCAGCAGUGUAACUCAUCUGAUGUCUAUUUUGGCUUUCUAUAUUUAUGUAUUUACUCAAACAUGGCUUUUUUCUCGGUUGCCAUGUAUGUCAGGUCAGGUCAAUGAAAGAGAUGUUUUGAAGCUCUUUGUCCUCUUGUUUCAAAUCACAAACCUGCCACCUGAUCUGUACAGUAAUGUGCUUUUGUAAUGUUUGAUUAAGCAACUAAAUGUAAUCCUAUAAAGAGUUUGCCUUUUUCAAAAAAGUAAAAAUUGUUACAAUAGGA
Molecule: messenger RNA, 4472 nt
Organism: Polyodon spathula (Mississippi paddlefish)
Lineage: Eukaryota; Metazoa; Chordata; Actinopteri; Acipenseriformes; Polyodontidae
Gene: mybbp1a
Product: MYB binding protein (P160) 1a
Exons: 27
Coding region: 4-3885 (1293 amino acids)
Biological process (GO): regulation of DNA-templated transcription
Cellular component (GO): nucleolus
Molecular function (GO): sequence-specific DNA binding; RNA binding; transcription corepressor activity
Source: RefSeq, a predicted model, not a curated record